AAGUGGAAGCAAAACAUUUGAGGAGGGUCAAGACUUUGACGGAGAAACAACAAACCAGGAAGUAGGUAACGUAAUCGGCUGUUUAACGGGGACCUCAAACUCAAUACAAAAGUUCGACAAAUUUGAUGCAUCAGGAUUAAAGAAGCUAUCACUCCGGUGGCAAAGGACUCAAGUUUCCAACAACAUGUAUAAUGACCUGGAGCAGGGUGCGGUGGUGGAGCAGGACAAGGUGAAGACCCUGCAAUCUCAGGUGGAGGGGGUGAAGGACAUAAUGACCCAGAACGUGGACCGGAUCCUGGCCCGAGGAGAGAGGCUGGAUGACCUGAUGGGCAAGUCAGAGGACCUGCAGGCUGGGGCUCAGAACUUCAAGCACACGUCCCAGAAGGUGGCUCGUUCCUACUGGUGGAAGAACAUGAAGCUGUGGGUGGUGAUCGUGGUCAUCGUCCUCGUCGUAAUCCUCAUCAUCGUACUGCUUGCCACUGGAGUCAUCCCUACCAGCUCGCCUGCUCCCCCUCUUCCAACACCCACAAAAGGACUAUAACCCUCCAUGGCGGAGACACACAUUUACAGUACAUCGCACAUACACACGCACACACUUGUUAGCUUACUUACCACCUGAGCAAUUUCUUUCAAGAGAAGCCCAACUUCAAGAGAGACCAACUUGGCUCAUGAUCAAUAGCUACUGUUGACUCUACAGUUCAAUAAUGCGUCAUUACUUUGAAAUGAUGCAUGUUGGCUUUUCUCCCUCUUUCUCAAAUACAUCACUGUCUCAACUCUUGUGCAGCUUCACACCCCCAGUCUAGCCAGUCUUUGGCCAUUCAAACACCAUAUGGUUUAUUUGAAGAAGAAAACAUUACUUUAAAUCCCCUGCUCUCUCUAUUAAUGCUGGGCCGCAACUGUUUUUCAGGAAAGACCAAAGUACUAAUUAAGGGGUAGAUAUUGGCAUUGUAGCCUAUAUAAUGUUCUUUGUGACACAUUUCCAAAUUCAUGCUGGCAUUUAUAUGGCAUUUAUGGUUUCUAUCCAUUUGGUGUUUUUAGGGUAUGUAAUGUGAUCCACACACAGUCGGGUAAUGAGUUAAGCCUCCAAGAGGUCAAAGGUCAGAACAGAUUUGAACGUGUGAACAUGGGAGAUAUGAAGAGAUUUGUGCUGUAGAGAUGAAUGUUUGUCAUGGUCAUUGUUGCUGAUAAUUAUUUUAAAUUGUUUGUGUAGUUAGUCUUUUCCCACUUUUUUCACCACAUUUGAAUGUGUUUUAGCUGAGCUGGUUACUAGAACAGUUGUCACAGUGUUUUUGUUUUGAAAGUUGGGAGAACAGGGUUUCUGACUUGCAGGGUUAGUGAAAGAAAGCAUCGGAGGCCACAGACGAGACAUAGGUUGGUGGGAACUGAGAGAGGGAAAGAGAGAGAGAAUGGUGGGAGACUCUGGAGAAGUGAAAGGUCUUUACACCUCUAUCCAUGACCUGAUACUCCAUCAUACAUAACCUGCUGGAACUCUUGUAAUGACCUAUGCUGGUUGUCAUGUUCCUUGUACCCAGGUCUUGGAAACCCUGGCUAACUCCAGUUAAGCUGCUGUGAGAGAGGGAUGAUUGAACAGCUAACAACUCCCCUGCUGGUCCAAACUAAUGUCUAAAGCUCCUAUGACUGCUGUCAUGACAUCGCUUAGUUAGUGUCUUCCUAAAACAAGGCAGUAGCUUUCAAUUGUAAUGUACUGUAAUUCAGUAAUUGCUUACCUAUUUCUUCCCCUUUAUUUCUUUACCCACUUAAGUCUUAAUUCCCCCAAAAUGUAUUCAUUCUGAUAAUGUAAUCUUGACUCCAUUAAAACGAUAAAUUGCAGAGUAGCUUUGGUACAUGUAUUCUUUAGCUACUUUGCGUUUUAAUUUAUCCCAAUGCCCACUCCAAUGGUACGAUACCAUCCGAGCUUUGGAGAGGUCAAGGAGUUACCUCCCAUGUGUGUAUAUAGUUCAUGUUUAGUUUAUUCACCUGUUAGUACAUUUGUAAAGCACCCACAUCGGGCCCUAAACCAUCCGAGUAGUGUAACAUUGAGGUUCAUUUAAGGCUAUUUAUUAACAUUUUAUAUUUCUCAUCCCUACUGAACAUCUUUGUUUUCUUUUGUUUCUCAUAUUACUUUAUUAAUGUUCUUUUUGAUCAACAAUACCAAUGAAGGAGUAUGAAAUGACAUGCUUGGAUUAAAAAGUGUCUACAUACUUAGAAAAUGCCUGACACUAUUUUUGUAAUGGGAAAUUAUUGAAAUACAAUUUUGCCUUAAUUCCUUAAUUAAAAGUAUGACCACAUGAA
Coregonus clupeaformis (lake whitefish) is the source of this 2292-nucleotide messenger RNA. RefSeq names its product vesicle-associated membrane protein 8. Gene Ontology annotation, biological process: vesicle fusion; vesicle-mediated transport; SNARE complex assembly. The record is from RefSeq and is a predicted model, not a curated record. The transcript has 3 exons. Lineage: Eukaryota; Metazoa; Chordata; Actinopteri; Salmoniformes; Salmonidae. Bases 185 to 541 code for a protein of 118 amino acids. Gene Ontology annotation, molecular function: syntaxin binding; SNAP receptor activity. Gene Ontology annotation, cellular component: SNARE complex; plasma membrane.